GGGGACCGGGGGUCAGCGAGACCCUGGCGGGGACGGGGGCACAAUCCCGGGGCCCCCACCCUCCUCCACACCCGCCCUAAGUUCUGCGUGAACGAAGCCAUCCCCCUCGGGGGCCGUGCCAGGGUCCGGUCGCUGGGCCCCGCGUCCCCGCGGGCAGUCCCCUGCCUCCGCUCUUGGCCGGCGGGGUGGGGGUGGCGGGCGCGGAGCACGUGGCUCGGGGUCCGGGUAGCCCCCCCACCCCCGGCACUGGCGGUCCCCGCGGUGUCCGGGCCGCGGGGCCGGCGGCGGGAGCGGCGUGCGCGGGCGGGCGGGCGCGGGCAGGGGGCGCGCGGGGGCGCGGCCGGGCGGGGGUCGGCGGGCGAGAUGUGCGAGCGGGCGGCGCGCCUGUGCAGGGCCGGCGCGCACAGGCUGCUCCGGGAGCCGCCGCCGCAGGGCCGCGCGCUGGGCGGGCUGCUGCGCUGGGUGGGCGCCAGGAUGGGGGAACCCCGUGCACCGCUCGUCCCCGACAUCCCCUCCGCGGACCCCGGCCCCGGGCCCGCCGCAUCGCGAGGGGGCACAGCCGUCAUCCUGGACAUUUUCCGCCGCGCCGAUAAAAAUGGUGAGUUCCUUCCAGGUGCUCCGCUGCCCACACUCCCUGUCCUGAUGCUUCAUGGGAAAGAGCUAGGGGUGGGGACAGGGACGACUAUGGUCCUGAAGAUGAAGAGCACAAGAAGAUCCAGAGGUCAAGUCCUGCCGCUGUUCUGGGCCUCAGUUUCCCCUUCUAUGAUGGGAAGCUGUCCCUGGAGGAGUUUCAACUCUUCUUCGCAGAUGGCGUCCUUAAUGAGAAGGAGCUGGAGGGCCUCUUCCAUACCAUCGAUUCAGACAACACCAACCACGUGGACACCAAGGAACUGUGUGACUACUUUGUGGAGCACAUGGGAGACUAUGAAGAUGUCCUGGCCUCCCUGGAGACUUUGAACCACUCAGUCCUGAAGGCCAUGGGCUACACUAAGAAGGUGUAUGAAGGUGGGAGCAAUGUGGACCAGUUUGUGACACGCUUCCUUCUGAAGGAGACAGCCAAUCAGAUCCAGUCGCUGCUCAGCUCUGUGGAAAGUGCUGUAGAAGCCAUCGAAGAACAGACCAGCCAGAUCCGACAGGACCACUGCAAACCCAGCCAUGCCGUCAACGAGAGCCGCUACGGAGGCCCUACUCCUCCCUACAUCCCCAACCACAAGCUUGUGGCCCCGGAGCCGAUGAAGAGCCUGCCUGUGGCCACAGGGGAGCCAAAGGAGGAUGGGCUGGAGGGCCAGAUAAGCCGGUUGGCAGAGCUGAUUGGGAGACUGGAGAGCAAGACCCUCUCGUUUGACCUGCAACAGCGCCUCUCGGAUGAAGAAGGCACCAACAUGCACCUGCAGCUGGUCCGGCAGGAAAUGGCCGUGUGCCCUGAGCAGCUGAGUGAGUUCUUGGAUUCCCUGAGACAGUACCUCCGGAGCACGGCUGAAGAAAGGAACUGCUUCCAUGUUGCCGCAGUGAGGAUGGCAGAUGGCCUAACCUUCGUCAUCUACGAGUUCUGGGAGACAGAGGAGGAGUGGAAGAGGCACCUGCAGAGCCCUGUGUGCAAGGCCUUCCGACACGUCAAGGUUGACACGCUGAGCCAGCCUGAAGCACUCUCCCAGAUCUCCGUGCCAGCUGCCUGGUGCACCUCUGGCCGAGACUGACCCCUCCCUGUUAAGAAGCCCUACUCUCGUGCCCUGCCCCUUCUUGUAAAGGGCAACACCCCUUUUCUAGAGACUUUGGUAAACUGCUGUCUUUUCAAUAUACUAAUCAAAGGACUGGUAACUUCCCCCUGCUGUGUGGCACAGAGGCGGCCCAUCCCCUGGUAUUCCCCACACCUGACUCAACCUGGCAGAGGAGGCCAAGGUUAGUAGGGAUGGCUUCCCAGGCCAACCUUCCAUCCACAGCUUCCCACCCCAGCCAGCCUCUGGCAUCCCUGACUCUGAAUAGCUGAGGCCCAGUAGGGCCCACCUCUGAUGGACAGGCCUGUUCCUCUACUUCCGUCCUCUGUGAUGGCCCGCUACCUAGUAGGAGCUGUGACCCUGUAGUACCCAACCUAGGCUUGGGGAGAGCCCAGGUCCCCAGCAUCACGCUAGGCCCACAGCCACCAAAUAAAGUCUGGCUAGGAACAGUG
Mus musculus (house mouse) is the source of this 2167-nucleotide messenger RNA. It is a transcript of the gene Necab2, whose product is annotated as N-terminal EF-hand calcium binding protein 2. Bases 915 to 1697 code for a protein of 260 amino acids. The transcript has 13 exons. Gene Ontology annotation, biological process: positive regulation of ERK1 and ERK2 cascade; positive regulation of protein localization to membrane; positive regulation of adenosine receptor signaling pathway. Gene Ontology annotation, molecular function: A2A adenosine receptor binding; calcium ion binding; type 5 metabotropic glutamate receptor binding. Gene Ontology annotation, cellular component: plasma membrane; postsynapse; dendrite. The record is from RefSeq and is a predicted model, not a curated record. NCBI's taxonomy places the organism in Eukaryota, Metazoa, Chordata, Mammalia, Rodentia, Muridae.